AUGCGAGUACACUUGUACGCAAAUGCACACGCAUUAACACGACGUCUUAUUUUUCGUUUUAUCUCCUGUUACUUCUUCUUCUACAUUUUCCUCACUCUCUCUCUUUCUUCCACAAAGUGUCACACCUUUUUUUCUCCAUUCUUUCUCUCCUCAAAAGCUCAAUUUCAUUUCUAUUUCUUUCUUUCUUCAAACUCUCAUAUUUUCUUCUUCGCAUUUCUAUUAUUUCAUUCUCCUUCUUUGAAACUGUCUCCUACUUUCUUCUCUCUCUUUUUCCUUCAUCAUACUGUUUCUCUCUUUCAUCUCCCAAAAAGUACUCACACUUAUUCACUUUCCCUUUUGUCGUUCUCAUUUUUUCUGCCUUCAAAUAAUACUCUCUUAUUCGCUUUCCUUUCCUUUUCUUUCAUUAUCUUCCCUCGAAUACUUGCAAAUUCUUAUUUGCUUUCUUUUUUUCUAUUUUUCUCUCUUCGAAUUAUCGCUCUUCCUUUCCUUCUUCUUCUGUUUCACUUUCAUUCCCCACGACUAAAAAUUUUCAUUUCUUUUUUAUUUGCUAAUCACUGCUUCACGCGAGUAUUAAAUAGGCUAUCUCAGAAAAAAGAGCUUGCUAACCAUCGCUUUACGCAAAAUCGUUUAAAAUUAUCUGCUUCUUUCUUUUUUCUUUCUCCCCCACUCAUCUUUUGCAAAGAAUCACUUUUAAAUGUUCUGCUUCUUUCUUUCUUUCUUCUCCUCUCAUCAUUUCCAAAGAAUCAUUUUAAACUUCUUACUUUAUUCUUUCUUUCUUUGUCUUCUGCUACUUCUCCCCUUUUUCAGAUUCACCACGUUUUCUUUCUUUCUUUCUUUUUUUUCUUCUUUCUUGUUUCGGUUGACAUUUUAAGAAAAUGUUUUUCUUCUAUUGUCUCCCCAACUUUUUCUUUUUAA
Acanthosepion pharaonis is the source of this 915-nucleotide messenger RNA. Lineage: Eukaryota; Metazoa; Mollusca; Cephalopoda; Sepiida; Sepiidae. The record is from the annotation of a GenBank genome assembly.